This is a messenger RNA of Drosophila grimshawi, 3694 nucleotides long. RefSeq names its product ubiquitin carboxyl-terminal hydrolase 20 (gene Usp20-33). Lineage: Eukaryota; Metazoa; Arthropoda; Insecta; Diptera; Drosophilidae. Bases 301 to 3204 code for a protein of 967 amino acids. Gene Ontology annotation, biological process: protein deubiquitination. The transcript is spliced from 5 exons. The record is from RefSeq and is a predicted model, not a curated record. Gene Ontology annotation, molecular function: cysteine-type deubiquitinase activity.
AAUAGCGCAAGUAUCGCCCAUCUCCAAAUUCGAGCGAACUGUCUGAGGGCCUAAAAAACAAUUUCUUCGAUUUUGGAUUUGUCAUCCUUUAAAGACUCGUGGAUCCAAAUACCGAUCGGUUUACAUGCUCUGGAAGCUUCGGUCUUCCAGCACCGAACCUGGUCAAUGCAGUAGUCACAUACGCUCUUGCAGCGUUCAAGGAAACAAAAAAAAGUAAAUAAAAAUAGGGCCAAAAAGCGAGCUAUAAUCCAAAUUCUCAAUUAAAAUUGGAACACAAAUCGAACGUAGGCCAAUCAUAUAAUGAGUUUUAGAUACAACAAUACACAACAAUGCACGCACAUCGAAACUAAAAACGCCCCCGAAUUGGACCUCGGUCAAAAGCCAACGAGUAACAGAAGUCACAGCAUGCGAGACCAGGAUAAGGAGAAGCUAUUCAGUUGCUCGCUCAACUCGCUAGCCAAGCGCGACGAGAGCAUCGAGGAGGAUGCCACCGGUUCCGGCACGGGACUCGUCGGUCUGCAGAAUAUCGCGAAUACGUGUUACAUGAAUUCGGCGCUGCAGGCGCUCAGCAAUUUGUCUCCGGUGACGCAUUAUUUCAUUAACUGCAGCGAUCUCGUCGAGCACAUCGCGAGCACGCCACGCUCCAAGCCCGGCGGCCUGGCAAAAAGCUAUCAGCGUCUCAUGCAGGAAAUGUGGCUGCAAGUGGACGAACCAAAAGAUUAUCUGGCGCCGCGUGGCAUUUUGUAUGGGAUUCGAUCGGUGCAUCCGAUGUUCCGUGGCUAUCAGCAACAUGAUACACAGGAAUUUCUGCGCUGCUUUAUGGACCAGCUGCACGAGGAGCUGACGGAGCAAAUAAGCACACCAACAACAGCAACACAGCAACAACAACAGCCUGAAAACGAAACCGAUGAUGAGGAUGCGCUGCCAAAACAACGUCAUUCGCCAACGCCAUCGGAGAGCGAGUACGACACGUGCGAGAGCAGUCUGUCGGAGAACUCUUCGGAGGUGCUCGUGAGCACCGAGUACUACUUGGCCCCGCAUCGCAACAGCAGCAGCAAUCCACUUUCAGAGGCAUCCACUUCACAACAGCAGCAACAACAACAACAACAAAGCCCGAAGACAGUUCAAUCGGAAUCGAAGUCGGUGGAGGCGGCCCAUUCAAUAAUUAGCGAUGUAUUUGAUGGCAAACUGCUGUCCUCGGUGCAGUGUUUGACCUGUGAUCGCAUUUCGACGCGCGAGGAAACAUUCCAGGAUCUAUCGCUGCCGAUACCCACCAGAGAUUUUCUCAAUGUGCUUCAUCAGACGCACAGCCUCAGUGUGCAGAGUCUGAAUGCAGCCGACCUGGCAUCGGCCCGGAGCAACGAAGGCUGGCUCGCCUGGAUGUGGAACAUGGUGCGCUCAUGGAUCUUUGGUCCGUCCGUCACGCUCUACGAUUGCAUGGCCAGUUUCUUCAGUGCGGACGAGCUCAAGGGCGACAAUAUGUACAGCUGUGAACGUUGCAAUAAAUUGCGCACGGGCAUCAAAUAUUCGCGGGUGCUCAACUUGCCGGAGGUACUGUGCAUCCAUUUAAAGCGCUUUCGUCACGAUCUCUCGUACAGCUCGAAGAUCUCGUCGCAUGUCUACUUUCCGCUGGAGGGAUUCGAUAUGCGUCCAUAUCAGCACAAGGAGUGCAAAUCUCUGGUGCCCACCUACAAUCUAUGCUCGGUGAUUUGUCAUCAUGGCACAGUUGGUGGCGGACACUACACGUGCUAUGCUCGGAAUACGCUCAAUGGUCGCUGGUACGAGUUCGAUGAUCAGCAUGUGACCGAGGUGACGCCCGAUGUGGUGCAGAAUUGUCAGGCCUAUGUGCUAUUCUACCAAAAACACAAUCCCCAAAUGAAACUUGUGCGCGAGGAGGCCAUCAAUUUGUCCACAUCGAAUCCGCUCUACGAGGGCGACAUCCAGUUCUAUGUGACACGCGAGUGGCUGUCGCGACUGGCAACGUUCGCGGAACCGGGGCCGAUUAACAACCAGGAGAUGCUUUGUCCCCACGGCGGUAUUCUACAUUCCAAGGCGGCGCUAAUUAGCCAAAUUGCCGUGCCCAUUCCACAACCGCUGUGGGAUUUCCUCUACAAUCGCUUUGGCGGCGGUCCGGCCGUCAAUAUUAUGUUCGAAUGCGAUAUUUGCAAGCGUGCCGCCGAUGCUCUAAGCCGGCGGCAGCAGUACGAACUGGCCGUCUUCACCAAAUACAAUGCGCAGCCAAGCGAGUUGGACUCGUCGGCCAUCUAUGCGAUUGCCAUGCCCUGGACACGGGCGUGGCAGCAAUUCCUGCGUGGCAUUACGACCAAGGAGCCGGGACCGAUCAACAAUGAAGGCAUUGCCGAUACCAGUAUGCUAAAUGGCUCCGCCAUCAGUUGUGUUCGCGCUGGCUCCGAUUAUGCGCAAUUGAAUGCGCCACUCUGGCGAUUCCUUCAUGGAAUUUAUGGCGGCGGACCCGAAAUAAUACUGAGGGGUGCGCUAUCCGAUGAUGAGGCGGACGAAAUUGAGAUUAUCGAUCAGGACGAUGACGACGGGAUGAAUGAGGAGGACGAUGUGUCAACAGAUAUCUAUCCAUACAAUCAUUCGGAUACCGAAAGUAAUUUGGGCAGAAGCCACAACGAGAGUCCCACGCUUUCCUCAUCCCCAUUGCCAGUGCCAAUACCAAUGACAAUGCCAAUUGAGCAGCCAGAUAUGCCCACCAUUAAGCCAGAGUUGCUGUCCAAUGGCAGUGCGACCUCCACGAACAGCAGCAAUCGACGCAGCCGAUCCCAUGCCAAAUCCAUUAAGGUUGCAGCGUUGCGCCUUAAUAUGCGUAAACGUGGCCGAAAUCGCAAUGCCGCCAAACAGCACACGGAGAUGUUUGGCGCCAAGGGUCACUACAAUCCCCAUGGGGAUGCUGGCGCCGAGGGGGAAGCUGAAUGUGCCAACGAUAAUAGUAGGGACAAGGAUCAAAGAGCAGCCGGAACUGCAUUUCAAAAUGAAUACACCAUACCAUUCCAAAGCGACAAUUUCCAGGUGAACGGCACGCGGGAGAAGAAGCGCGAGAAGAACAAGCUGCGCAAGAGCAACCACAACCAAAACCACACUCACAAUCACAACAACAACAAGGAGAACAACAACGUCAAACUGCAGAAAUUUGUGAUGCUGCACGAGGCGAAUGGUGCCAAUGACGAGACUGAUAUAUGAUGAUCGACAGCCGCAACAGUAGUGACAGCCAUGAUUGCCAGCAGACGGCGGACGGCGGAUGCAUUUUGUGAUGAGAGUCAAACGCGGCCGAUGUUUAGACCCAAAAUCAAAGUUUAGGCAUUAAAUGUAGUUAAAUACCUCACUGUUUCAAUUGGGGUGGAGGCUAUCACUAUGUAAAAAAAAAAAAAAAAAAAAAAUAACAUACAAAUUGUAUCUAUAAAUGUAAACCAAUAUUAUUAUACAAAAAAAGUAUACCAAACAGACGAGAUAUGGCUGGUUACAAUGAGAGUUAUACAAUAAGCGCAAUUGUAGGACCUUCUGUGUUUUGUGUUCAUUUCCACAUCCACCCCUCCCCUCCUCUCCUCUCCUCUCCUCUACACUUCACUCCCUUCCUGCCCCCAAAAAACAAAGCAAACAAAUGUAAAUAAUGUAGGAAAUGUUUAAUGGUGCGAACACAAAAUAAAAUAUCUUAAACAGAUCACAAAUUCCA